GCCAGUUGAAAAAGACAAUUCGAAAACCCGGAUAAAUGAGAGUCCUGUGGCGAUUGUGAAAUGUGCCCGCAAAACGGCAACAGAAUAGUCUGCUUUGAUAGACAUCGCAAGAGCACGUGAGAUGCAUUUAAAAUGUAAUACCACGUGAUAAUUAUGUUAUUUUACUCUUCCCCGUGCAUCAACAUCCAGUGGAAGUCGAGUGACCACAUCCUCCGAUCCACAUUGCUGUACGCUCCAUGAUGCAUUUUGCGAAAACCGCUGCAUUCGCGUUAAAAGAAGCUUUUUCAAGUUUCAGCCGGUUAGAAUCAAGCCCAUAAGGGGGUGUGUGAAAGGCUGACGAAGUUGUCUGUGUGUGCCCCCCCCUGUGAUGGACUGGAGCGGCAUCCCAUCCAGGGUGUCUCUGGGCUUCCUGGGCUUCCUGGGAUCGACUUCAGGAUCACCGCGACCCGGUGCCGGAUCAGCAGUAUGGCAGCGGCCUCCCGUUACUCCCAGAGCUGUGCGGUACCCCGGUGCCCACCUGGGAAAAAUGUCGGCAGUGCCAAAGACCCGGUUGGGGAAGCGCUCGCCCUUCGGGGCGCUCGUGUGCGCCCCCUGUCCCUUGGCUGAGGAAGGGCGCUGUGGGCCGGAUGCGGCUGGGCUCGGGUUCCAGGGCUCGGGCCUGGUCAGGAUGCCCCUGGAUCAGCUGCCUGGCCAGGUGGCUCCUGUCGGGAUGGAGGCCUACUGGAAUAUGUCUGCCCCACUUCCGCAGACUCUGCCCCCCACAUGGCCGGUGUCUUCCAGCAUCGACGUCCCCAGGAGGAGCCCAAUCUCCGUGGACAUGGACAAAAUGAUGGCAGCCAUGGUCCUCACCAGCCUGUCCUGUGGCCCCAUAGUCCAGAGCCCCCCCCCGAGGGACCCGGAACCUGGAGAAGGCUGCCACUCCUCCCCUGUCCACCAGGGGGCGCUCUGCGAGCAUGAGAGCGCUGGAGGUGAGCUGUCUGACAGUGGCAGCAGUGGCUACUGGAGCCUGGGCCGCGGCCACGGCAGCCCCGCUCCGUCGCCGUGUCCGGCCGACAUGGCCACCGGUACCGCCCCUCCCCCCGAGGACAGCCUGGACCUGGAGCAGGAGCUGUUUGGCGAGCCAGCGCCCAGGAAACGCAAGAACUCCUUGAAGGCUGCCUACCGAUGUCUGUGGCCAAGCUGCUGCAAAGUCCUGUCGUCUGUGGUUGGGGCGAAGCGGCAUGUUCGCGUGGUGCACCUGGGCAGCGAUUCUGAACGCUCCAGGAGAGAGGAGGACUUCUACUACACGGAGAUCCGGGCCCAGCCCGACCCGUCAGCCCCUCUGGCCAGUGUCAGUGCCGCCUGUGCAUCCUGGCCGUCCUGCUCCUCACCGGCCAGCCCCACGCUUCCGCUCGUCCCAGAGCUCCCUGCGGCGCUGCCCGGUCCACUCAGCCAGUCAGCUCCGGGCUGCUUCUGGCAGAUCCACUCCAAACAGCAGUACCAGGCAUGUGCCCCCGUGCAGGAGACCGCCAGUCCCAGCAGCACCUCUCCCUGCUCCUGGAUCCCCUCUCUCUCCCCCACCCAGAGCAGAAAGGCCGCCCCGUUCCGCUGCCGCUCCGUUAGUGUCGGGGAGCUGUGGCUGCCGCAGCACAGCGCCCCCUCUAGGCCGCAUCACACCAGCGCAUUCCCCCUUCGUGGACAUGGGACCUCCAGGAGGGUACGGGGAGAGGCCAAGAAGUGCCGGAAGAUGUACGGCAUAGAGCGGCGGGAUCAGUGGUGUACGGCCUGUCGCUGGAAAAAAGCCUGCCAGCGCUUCCUGGACUGACUCUCACGGAGGAGCAGCGGUGCCGCCCCUUUUCGGCUCUGGGUGCCGCCCCUUUUCGGCUCUGGGUGCCGCCCCUUUUAGGCUCUGGGUGCCGCCCCUUUUCGGCUCUGGGUGGCCCCCUUUUCUACCUUAGUGGGUUUUUCCUUCUGUCUUAAUGAGGUGCUCUGAGGUUAGUGCCGUCCCGCCAGACUUCUCCAUCGGUGCUGUCCGGCUGCUCCCCCCAAGCAGUCUCACCUGAACACACACCUCCCACCAGGCCAAGGCCGUUUACUCCUUUAUUUUCCGCUUGACUCCGCCUACCAUGCUGCACCAGCCAAUCGGAAUGGGUUCUUUGGCACCUGUCACCCUGGCAACCCCUUUUCCUGCAUGCCCAUAUGUCAAUGAAUGAACAGAAGCUGUUUGAGUGUGUGAAGGAGCGGCCAAGAGCAUUUUAGACAUCAUCUCGCUCACUCGCCAUGAGAAAAUAACCCUUUUAGUCGGGUUUUGUGUUGUCGAUUUUUAUCUAGAUUCCGCUUGGAGAAAAUCAGCACAUACUACCCAGCCUUGUUUUGCUUUUCCUCUGCUGGAACUCUCUUCUUUUCCCAGAAGUCAUUCUGAGUUUACGCUACAGUUGUUUACACCAUGGUAAGCCAUUUAUAAUCUUCAAACCCCUGGCGCAGUGGUUUUCAGCCAAGGAACGUGCUGUUUGAGGACAAUGGAUCUUCAUAAUUACUUUGCACAAAAGGCAUGUAGAACUUGGUCAGAGAAAACACAAGAUGACCAGUCCGGCUUUUAUAUUUUAAUCUUAAAAUGACUUAAUUUUUACAUUUUAACUCCCUCGUUUCCGUGCACUGCUGGCAGCCAAGCCAGUGGGGCACAUUUCACACUUUUAUUUCGGUGUGCCCAUGCGCUUCUGUCUUCUACCAAACCCAGUGCAGUGGCAUUACAGAAAGACUACAGUGUGACAUACAAACCAAGAGUAAAUCCUACCCUUGCCCUAAGGCAAUAGAUAAACAGCAGUUUAUCAUUUAACGCCUGGCACUGCACAUAGUAAAUUGAUUUAUAGUUUUGUACAUGUUGCAAUGUAAUCCAAUGCCUGUUUUGUGAUGUUAAAUCCAGUGUAACUUUUAUCCCAUCGCAAGUCCACAGUGUGUCUUUUGCUGUCCUUUUAUGUUUGAUGUAUCAGUCUUUUUUUUUGUUCUUUUUUUUGUCCUGUUCUAACAAGUGUCCCAGAAGUACGGUUUCAGUAAUACUGUCUGUAAUACUGCCCCUGGGACUUGUUUCACUUGGUUGUAAUGACUGAGAAAUAUAGUUUUGCUUUUUAGUGAAUUACAUGUGUUUGUUUAUCAUCAUUGACUGUGGUGUUGCAGUCAUGAUUAUUUUUCUUAAGAAAUGCAACCUGGGUGAAAUCAGACCUUGUGACAUCGUUCAUGUCCAUGGUGACAUCACAGCUACAUUAUUCUGUCAGUCUUUGUCUCCUUGAUGGAUGUGUCCCACAUACCUGCCAAAAUAAAAAUACAGAAAUAAACGUC
Messenger RNA from Paramormyrops kingsleyae, 3315 nucleotides. RefSeq names its product zinc finger protein 395b (gene znf395b). Gene Ontology annotation, biological process: regulation of transcription by RNA polymerase II. Lineage: Eukaryota; Metazoa; Chordata; Actinopteri; Osteoglossiformes; Mormyridae. Gene Ontology annotation, cellular component: nucleus. Gene Ontology annotation, molecular function: RNA polymerase II cis-regulatory region sequence-specific DNA binding; DNA-binding transcription factor activity. The record is from RefSeq and is a predicted model, not a curated record.